AUGAUAAACAACAUAUUUCGUGCUUACGAUGGGAUAACAUUGCACGUCUGGUAUUACCUAACCAGCGUCAAAAGAUAUUGUAUUCAACUUUCCAGAAUUCGCCUUUUCUUGCUCCCUCAUUUUGCCGUCAUAUUCUAUGAAGCUGGUUUUGAGAUUUUCCUGUACGACAACCGGAGCUGGGGUGAUAGUGACAGGCAAAAUAAUGUCUAUGAUUUAUUCAACUGUGUCGUCGCCCUUCCACGUGUGGAUCCAGAGCGAACUGUUAAUACUACUUAUGCUGCCGCUGUAGACAAGCCAGUGUCUGGGGAGUCGUGUUCAUUUGCAUGGAUAGACCGAAUUCCUGCCAUUGUCAACAAUUAUGUGGUAUUAACGAUGCAGUGUAUUGCUAGUAGUCCAGAAAAAGCAAAAUUAGGCCGCGCACCCAUUCUCUUUCCUUACCUUCAUGCCUAUGAAUCCUUCAACAGGAUAUACGAAUGUGGGGGUCGAUGGGAAAAUCGGGGGCAAGUAAUGAUUCAACCCGUCUCGCCGAGUGCACUACUCAUGGUGAUUCUAGGAAAUGAUACCCGGGAACUGAAACGAAUGAUACUUCUGGAUGCUGCUAGCUAUUUUGAUAUUUACAGGGGGGAGUAUUUUGAAGAAAACAUCGCGGCUCAGAUUGAAUUGCCUCAAGAAAAUCUUCUUGACUAGUUUGAAAUGUCAUCGAAUCUCCCUUCUUUUCGGGUGCUUGUAGGAAGCAGCAAUGGUGUUCCACCAGAGCUGCAGCAGAAAGCUGUUAUGAAUAUUUAGGAAAGUUUGAGGCCAUAGGCUGAUAACUGACAUAUCCGGGAACUGCAGGUUUGGCCUGCGACUGCGUUCCCUG
Molecule: messenger RNA, 859 nt
Organism: Talaromyces proteolyticus
Lineage: Eukaryota; Fungi; Ascomycota; Eurotiomycetes; Eurotiales; Trichocomaceae
Exons: 8
Coding region: 1-687 (228 amino acids)
Source: RefSeq, a predicted model, not a curated record